This is a messenger RNA of Odocoileus virginianus texanus, 5381 nucleotides long. It is a transcript of the gene FRMPD2, whose product is annotated as FERM and PDZ domain containing 2. The record is from RefSeq and is a predicted model, not a curated record. Gene Ontology annotation, molecular function: protein binding. Gene Ontology annotation, cellular component: cytoskeleton. NCBI's taxonomy places the organism in Eukaryota, Metazoa, Chordata, Mammalia, Artiodactyla, Cervidae.
AUGUGUGUCUUUGCAGGGAUGAGCCCGGCCUCUGUGACUCUGGCCAGUGCCCUCCAGGUCCGGGGAGAAGCUCUAUCUGAGGAGGAAAUCUGGUCCCUCCUGUCCCUGGCGGCUGAGCGGCUCCUGGAGGACCUUCGUGAUGAUUCCUCGAACUAUGUGGUCUGCCCCUGGUCAGUCUUGCUUUCUGCGACCGGAAGUCUUUCCUUCCAAGACCAUGUUUCCCGUAUAGAGGCAGCUCCUUUCAAGGCCCCUGAACUGCUACAGGGACAGAGCAAUGAUGAGCAGCAUGAUGCAUCUCAGAUGCAUGUCUAUUCUUUGGGAAUGACUCUCUACUGGUCGGCAGGGUUUCACGUUCCACCAAAUCAGCCCCUGCAGCUUUGCCAACCCCUGCACUGCAUCUUGCUUACCAUGUGCGAAGACCAGCCUGGCAGGCGGCUGCCUCUGCAGUCUGUCCUGGAAGCUUGUCAGAUUCAUUGGGAAGAAGCGGCUGUCCAUCCGACUUCUGCCAAUCUCCACGUCAGACAGCUGGUCGGCUUGGUCCUGGGCACCAUCUCUGAGGUGGAGAGGAGGGCCGUGGAGGAGAGCUCCUCUGGGCAGCGAGACAGAAGCCACCUGCUCAGGAACAGGUUGCAUCAAGCGAGCUAUGAGAGCCAGGCGGCGUGGGCUCUGGGGUGUCCGCAUCGCUGCAGAGUUUCAGAGAGAAGCACAGAGACCCAGAGCUCCCUGGAGCCCGGACUGAACACCUCAGCACACAGUCGCUAUAGCAUCUCUGUGAACAGCGCCCUUCCAGUUCAAGUUCCCCCAGAUCUUCAGGAAGGCCGACGGCUCAGCUCCGGUUCUGCUCUCCCAGAAAACUCACGGCCGGCAACUCCUUCCCAAAGGGGUUUUUUGCAAAGAAAGGGAAAGUUCUCCAGGCCGGAGUUCGCCCUGAUGGCUGGAGAGGCUCCGGUGACCUUGUAUCUGCCUGGAUCAAUUGUGACCAAAAAAGCCAAGUCCUACUUGGCUCUCAGGGGCCUCCGUGUGGUGCUGCUGAGCGGGCAGUGCCUGGAGGUGAAAUGUGACAUCACAUCAACAGUGGGAGCUGUCUUCAGUGCCAUUGUAUCCUUUGCCAACCUUGGGGAGCUCACCUACUUUGGCUUGGCUUACAUGAAAGGUAAAGAGUUCUUUUUCUUGGAUGCUGAAACCAGGUUGUGCAAAAUUGCCCCUGAAGGCUGGAGUGAGCAGCCCCAGAAGAAGAGCUCCCCAAAUACUUUUGUGCUCUUUCUAAGGAUAAAGUUCUUCGUGAGUCACUAUGGGCUGCUCCAGCACAGCUGGACAAGGCAUCAAUUUUACCUGCAACUUCGGAAAGACAUCCUGGAGGAGAAGCUGUAUUGCAAUGAUGAGACUCUGUUGCAGCUGGGGGUCCUUGCCCUGCAGGCUGAAUUUGGCAGUUAUCCAGAGGAGCAGGUAGAGAACAAAGCCUAUUUUCGAGUUGAAGAUUAUAUCCCUGCAAGUCUCAUUGAGAGGAUGACGGCUCUCCGGGUCCAAGUGGAAGUCUCAGAGAUGCACCGCCUGAGUCCUGUGCUUUGGGGAGAGGAUGCUGAGUUGGAGUUCUUGAGGGUCACUCAACAGCUCCCAGAAUAUGGUGUGCUGGUGUACCAAGUUCUCCCAGAGAAGACAAGGCCAGAAGGGGACAUGGCCUUGGGGAUCUGUGCCAAGGGUGUCAUAGUAUAUGAAGUGAGAAACAACACCAGAAUUGCAACUUUACGGUUUCAGUGGAGAGAAAUUGGAAAGAUUUUGGCUUAUCGAAAGAAGUUCAUCAUCACAAGCAGCAUCACUGGGAAAAAGCACACAUUUGUCACUGAUUCAGUCAAGACCUGUAAAUAUUUGCUGGGCCUGUGCUGCGCCCAGCAUGGGUUUAACGCUCAGAUGAGCUCUCCUGGAGUUACAAGUGACUCUGAUAAGUGUGUGCAAAUGGCCAGUCUGAGUCUUGCACACCUGGCCCAGUCCAACCAACUCACUUGGAUUCAGAGACUGUCAUGCUCAGAAAACGCGCUCUUUGUACCCGGACUGGAGGAUGCCACGGGAGGCUUGCUGCACAGGUCCCUGGAUAACUUCACCAUGGACACCAGCAAGGGGACGAGGGCACAAGGACUCAGAGGCAGCCCCUGCCUUGGCCGAGAGCAGCUGGAGCGCCUCUGUUUGAUUCAGAAGCCAACAACUUGUGACCCUCUCUCUAGGCAGCCUGCUCAGAGCAUGCUCACAGGAUCACAGAAUAACAGGAGAAGGAGCUUUAUAGCUGAACCAGAUGGAGAAAUUGUGCAUGUGACUCUGAGCCGGGACCCACACCGUGGUUUUGGUUUUGUGAUUAAUGAGGGGGAAGAUGUAGGCAAAGUCGAUCCUGGCAUCUUUAUAUCUUCUAUUAUACCUGGGGGACCAGCUGAAAAAGCCAAAAAGAUCAAACCAGGAGGGCAGAUACUAGCCCUGAAUCACAUCAGUCUGGAGGGCUUCACAUUCGAUAUGGCUGUUAGAAUGAUUCAGAAUUCUCCUGACAACAUAGAAUUAAUCAUUUCUCAGUCAAAAGGUGUCUGCGGCAAUACCUCAAGCGAGGAGAAGAAUAGCACAGCCAAUUCAGGGGUAUUCUCUACAGACAGCCUGAGCAAUGGACACCGGGGAAGUUUUUCAUCACACGCACAGGACCGGGAGAGAAAUAUCGAAGAACUGGAAAUGGCUCAGACUCAGAGUUCAAUGCCCAGGUUGAGGCCUCAGCUGUCUGCUCUGCAGUUAAAGGGUGCUGGUUCUUCCUGUCCUCCAUCACCUUCAGAAACCAAUGCCAGCGAAAUUUACUUCGUGGAGCUGGUUAAAGAAGAUGGGACACUUGGAUUCAGCGUGACUGGAGGAAUUAACACAAGUGUGCUCUGUGGAGGUAUCUACGUGAAAUCCAUCGUUCCCGGAGGGCCAGCUGCCAAGGAAGGGCGGAUCCUGCAGGGUGACCGGCUCUUGCAGGUGGAUGGAAUGAGUCUGUGCGGCCUCACCCACAAGCAGGCCGUGCAGUGCCUCAAGGGCUCUGGACAGGUUGCAAGACUGGUCUUAGAAAGAAGAGGCCCCAGGAUUGCACAGCAGUGUCCUUCUGCUAAUAACAGGAUGGGAGAUGAGUGCACGGCUGUUUCCUUGGCAACAGUCUUGCCUGGAAGGCCCGCAAGCAGUGUCUCGGCGACAGAUGGCCCCAAGUUUGAAGUCAAGCUAAAAAAGAAUGCCAGUGGUUUGGGAUUCAGUUUUGUGCAGAUGGAGAGCGAGCACUGCGGCCACCUCAAGAAUGACCUUGUGAUGAUUAAGCGGCUCUUCCCUGGGCAGCCGGCAGAGGAGAACGGGGCCAUCGCAGUUGGUGACAUAAUCCUGGCUGUGAAUGGAAGGUCCACGGAAGGCCUGGACUUCCAGGAGGUGCUCCAUUUACUUCGAGGAGCCUCACAGGAAGUCACGCUCCUGCUUUGCCGACCCCCUCCAGGUGCGCUGCCUGAGAUGGACCAGGGCUGGCAGACACCUGUGCUCACAGCAGACAAAGAAAUCACCAGAGCAAUAUGCAGUGACUUGGAGCAGAGCCCCAGUCUGGAUCAAGAGGACAGCCGGAGGGACAGUGCCUCCCCAGACACAGGGGAAGGCCUGGGUCUCCGGUCAGAGUCUUUCCAACAAGCCAGCCAAGAGGCACAAUGGGACCAAGACAUAGAGAGACCCUGGGCCGCUUCCUUGGCUGGUCCUCAGGAUUCCUUCCCUCAUUUAUGCAGACUUCACCAAGAAAUGGAGGCAUCAACACUGGCUACCUCUUUGGAGGAGGAUUUGAGGCAAAACUGUGAUUCAGUUUGUGAUAUCAGGAGACUUGGAAGAUUUUCCUACUCAUCGUCUCUAACCAGACUCUCUACAGAUAUUUUCUGAGUACCUUCUUUGCAUGUUGGAAGCCCUAUGCAAAAUGCUCUGUCAUCUUUAUGAACUGCUCUUUCUAAUAAAAAAGGAGUGUGUGGUGACCUUUGGAAGCCCCUGGAAGCCUUAUUCUUUCACCAUUGCUUCUGCAACUUCGUCGCCAGACAAUGAGUCUCACCGUUCAUCUGCUUCCUAUGUCACACAGGGAGUAAAUGUUACUCCAGCUAGCUGCCUCUCCAAAUAAGCACUUUUGCGAUGCUCAGAAAAGGACCUGAUAUUUGCACAAAGUGCUUUGAAGGUCAGAUACUUGAGUUGUUCUGAGCCUCUUGCUUUGGCCCUUUCCAACUAAUUCCUCUGUUGAAAGAACUGUAAUCAUAGUAGUAAUCACGGCCUCCUUCAUUUACUGAGAACUUACCCUGUACCAGGAGCCAUGGAUGGCUGUAUCAAAAUUAUUUAACUUAAGCAUUCCAACACUCCUAUAAGUUUCUUGACCUUCCCAUUUUUUCAGAUGGAAAAACUGAGGCUCUAAAGAAGUUAAUAAACUUGCCGGAGGUCUGACUGUCUUCCCAUAUGAAGCAUGGGUCAGAGUUCUGCUUUUGAUCCAUGUCCUCUGGCGAGUCCCCCCACCAUCUCCAAGACUCAGUAAGGAGCACGCCCACUCUCAUAACAUUCUGUACUGUAGCACUAACUACCUCAUUGUAACAUCUGUUCACUGCUCACUCUUCCCAUUGAAUCACGGACUCCUCAGGGUCAAGGGCCAUGCCCUGUUCACUCUUCACCUCCUGGCCCCAGAGGAGUCUCUGGCAGGAACUGUUUGAAGCCUGACUGGCUUGCCUGUGACAUGUCAUGACCAGCAUCCUGAAGGCAAGGGAAGGUGGGGAGCGGGAUUUGUGAUCAACUCUGGAAGACACGUGGAUUUCUGUCUUCUAGUCCUGAACUGUACAGUGAUAAUGAGGAACGGGACACGUACCAUCCACCUGGAACCCCUUCUCCUAUCUUGGAGGAUGAAGCAUAUCUGACUAUCAGCCCUUCAUCGGGAGACCAGCUACCCUGUGGAGAAUGUUUGGAGGCAGAUUCAGGGACCAUUCCCUUACCACAGUUCUCUUCCUGGGGUACUUUCUCACAGACUUGGCCUCCAGAAGUGUCCCAUGAGAGUGAGAGCGAGUGGGAAGACCUUGAGGAGGCCGAGGACCCAGAUGACAGCACCCUCAGGUGAACAGAAAAAGUGGGACAUUCUCCAGAGGCAGAACCCGAGCGUUUCUGCCUGGAUGUCCUUCUGACCCUGAUCACAUGGAAGAGCCUCAGAUGUUGGUCUAAAGAUUGUACCCACAUACUCUACAAUCAGGAAGGAGGCCGGCAGGGCUCUGAGAAGGUGACCUGGGAUGGAAGGUCUGGCCCACUUAAGAAGUAACUUCAACAACAACAAAAAAGCAUGCCUGUCACUUCUAAAACUCUUUUUUUGAAUAGUGAUUGUGACCCUCUUUAGU